AUGGCCGACCGUCUCCCCAGCUUAGGGGCAUUCAUCCCCCUAGCCUCGGACGACGACGCCCUCAACUCUCCAAUGCCAACCCUGAUCCACCUCGAACCUCCCAAGUCCCCCGCCGCAGCACCAAAGCUCACCCGCCUCAACGGCAUAGCCCUCGUCAUCAGCCUCCAGAUCGGCUCCGGCAUCUUCACCGUCCCCUCCUUCGUUGCCACCAACGUCACCAACCCAGGCUGGGGCGUCGCCGUCUGGUUCCUCGGCGGACUCCUCGUAUGGACCGGCGCCGCGUCCUUCAUCGAGCUGGGUCUCAGGAUCCCCCACAACGGGGGUAUCCUGGCGUACAUGCGGCGAUGCUACGGGAACCCGGCGGGGUUCCUCUUUACGUGGGCGUGGGUGCUCAUGGCGAAGCCGGCUACGAAUGCCAUCAUAGCCACCAUCUUUGCCGAUUACAUUACGAGGCCGUUCGUUAACGAGCCUCCUGCGUCGCCGUGGGUGUUGAGGGUCAUGGCUUUGGCGUGCGUUUGGGGUAUUACGUUUCUUAAUGGGAGGGGUGCUACAGCGGGGGCGAGUGUUGCGAAUAAAUUUUUGAUCUUGAAGCUUUCGGCUGUGGGUAUCAUUGCUCUUGUGGGUAGUUUUUACUUUAUCACGGGCGCGGGGGAGGGUGUGCCUAAGUCGCCGACUGGGUGGUUUGGGGAGCCGCUUGAUCAGCCUCCUGUUGAUACGUGGACUUGGAUUGGGGGAUUUGGCACGGCACUCUUUGGUGCUUUGUUCUGCUACGGAGGUUGGGAAACGGUCGGCUUCGUUUUGGGCGACAUGAAGGACCCCGAAGGUGACCUCUCUGCAGUCAUCAACGGAUCCAUGACGGCUGUCAUCAUCGGCUUCACCCUCCUUAACGCCGCCCUGUAUACCUGCCUCCCAAUGGACGCUAUGCGAGCUAGCAGAACAGUCUCUGUGGAAUUUGCCCGUCAAACCCUCGGCGCCUGGGGCGGCGUCCUCCUCUCCAUCAUGGUCUCCAUCUCCGCCAUGGGCGCCCUCAACGCAAACACCUUCGCCACCGCGAAGCUCGCCGUCACCGCCGCAGAGGUCGGCUACUUCCCCGAGAUCCUCGCCAACUUGCACUGCAGCAACGCCCGUGACGAGCCGUAUUAUCUAGAUAAGAUGCUCUCGUGGGCGCCUAGCUUGUUGGUCGCGCCUGUGCAGUGGUUUGCGGCGUCGACGAGGAGGCUGCGAUGGCAGAGCCAGGUGCCGAUAUUCUCGCUAGUUUUGAAUGCGAUGUUGACUUCGUCUUACGUAUUUACUGGAAGUUUAGGAGGUCUGGUUACAUUCAUCGGCGUAACAGAGUACAUCUUCUUCUUUUCAUCCGUCGUUGGCCUUCUCCUCCUUCGCAAUCGAGACGCCCUCCGGCCAAGCCCUGUGACAUAUCGCACAUGGACGGGGAACCCUCUCAUAUUCAGCGUCGUCAGUGGCCUCUUGAUCUUGCGCGCUGUCAUCUCCGAGCCUAUUCUGGGCGUGGCUAUCGUUAGUGCUGGGGCCGUGGGGCUGGCGCAGUUCUGGCUCAGAUUCCGACGGGGAGGAGUCGCUCCGGUUGGAGGGCAUUGA
Messenger RNA from Scedosporium apiospermum, 1593 nucleotides. Its product is annotated as Amino acid transporter. The coding region runs from base 1 to 1593 and encodes 530 amino acids. The transcript has 4 exons. Gene Ontology annotation, cellular component: membrane. NCBI's taxonomy places the organism in Eukaryota, Fungi, Ascomycota, Sordariomycetes, Microascales, Microascaceae. Gene Ontology annotation, biological process: amino acid transmembrane transport. Gene Ontology annotation, molecular function: L-amino acid transmembrane transporter activity. The record is from RefSeq and is a predicted model, not a curated record.